AUGUAUUCCUUUGAUGAUGUUAACGUGGGGAAUCCCGAACUAGAUUUGAACAUUCCCUUCGUUAUCGGCCUCAGUGCGAUCCUGAGCUUACUGUUGUUGCUUCUGAUUAUCAUAGCCGUUUACUACACUUUCUUCUGCGGUUCUUCAACAUUUGGUUAUGACUUGGGAGACAACUUCAGCAUCCGUUUACCUCAAAAUUUUCAAGUUGAUGAUGAUAAGAUCAAGUUAUGGGAGAAAACGUAUUUUCCGCUUUUAACAGACGAGGAGAAAGAUCAAUAUCUCUUGGGUAAACAUUUUUUCCACUUCAAUAAACCCAAUGUAGUUCCUCAGGGCACAGGGUUUGGAAUCGAUGCCCAACUGAGUUUAAGGGAUAGAGGAAUCAAUAUUUUCUACUUUGAAUCUUACACAAACCACACAGACCUGGUCUUAGAUCAAAUUAACCAUCCGGAGAAAUACAAAAGAUCUAUUAAUGAAGAUUCGGCUUCCUUUGAUGAAGAGGAAAUUAUAGAGCAAAGUCAAAAGAGCUCACUAGUAGCCAAAUCAUUCCCGGAUUAUGGCGCUGUUACCGAUGAAGGCACUAGUACUUCAAGGAAUAUCCCAGUUCCAUUCUACAUCGAAGAUAGAACAGACAUUAUUUUCACCACCGACAAACCGCACUCUACUACUCUAAACUUUCCAUUACCGACAAAAAAUAGACGAAAAGACACCGUCUACUUUGAGGCCAAGCUUUAUGAAUUCAACCCCGCUAAUACCCUAAUUUCGGUUGGUUUAUGCUGCAAGCCUUAUCCAGACUUUCGACUUCCGGGUUAUAAUCCCUAUUCUAUUGGAAUAGAAUCGUCAGGGCAUAUGAGACUGAAUAGACCGUUUAUUAAUGAUUCAGAUACACCUGUAUUGUUGCCACAACUGAUUCAGGGUGAUGUUAUAGGAAUUGGCUAUAAAUAUUACCCAGGGUCCGUUUACGUUACGCAUAAUGGGAAAAAGAUAAUGGAGGUCUUGCAUGAUAUCAAACUAGAUUUAUACCCCUGUAUAGGAUCCACAGGUGGUAGGUCUCAGGUCUCUGUUAAUUUGGGACAACUAGGGUUCGUGUUUAUCGAGGCUAAUGUCAAGAAGCUUGGAUUUUGCGAAGGUGACAAUGAGGGCAGUCUUGGGGCUCCGCCUCUUUAUCUUUCAACCAAGGAAGAUGUUGAAGAUACGAUACUUCAAACGGGGGAGGCUUUGCCCCCUGAAUACCCUGAAAAUGAAACCACGUUUUUUGGACCCAAAGCAUACUUGCAAGGAAGAGUUGCAAUAUCAAAACCGAGCAGUUUACCAUUAAUGUCUCCACGUCAAGUCCGUUCUAUUCUUUCUGAUGACUACCUCACUCACACAGAUGAUGAAAUCAGCUCCAGGCCACCUAGUUACAUAUCUAAUUCCUCGGAUCAAGAUAGUACGGAACACAAUGCCCCAAAUACCACUAUAUUGGCGAAUGAUCAAUCCGAUCUGACAAUAUCAACAACAAACAAGGCAUCGCGUAAAAAAGGCAAGAGAAGAAGAAAGAACAAAUCCAGGAGAAGGUAG
Molecule: messenger RNA, 1557 nt
Organism: Komagataella phaffii GS115
Lineage: Eukaryota; Fungi; Ascomycota; Pichiomycetes; Pichiales; Pichiaceae
Exons: 1
Coding region: 1-1557 (518 amino acids)
Molecular function (GO): protein binding
Source: RefSeq, a predicted model, not a curated record